AUGCCCUGGAGACUGUUUUACCGCAUUCUCGGCAUCGAGGUAAGCACCCAGGACUUGCGGUCAUUUCAUCCCAUCUCAGUACUAAUCAGCAACAGGAGAGACUUGUCGAACACAUCCUCCGCCAGCCAGGAUGGCACCGUUUCGUCGGGAGAAUCCAUCGACGAGUCGACGAGUUCCAAAACGGUCCGAUGCCAAACCAGCCAACAUUACGCCCGGGAGAGGCAACUGGACCCGAACCGACGCGGCUUCGUCUACCAUUUUGUCGAGGAGAUCAAGAGUGCAUUCAGACAUCCAAACGGCCCUCCGCCGCCGCCCGGCAAGAAGUGA
Molecule: messenger RNA, 327 nt
Organism: Pyricularia oryzae 70-15
Lineage: Eukaryota; Fungi; Ascomycota; Sordariomycetes; Magnaporthales; Pyriculariaceae
Exons: 2
Coding region: 1-327 (108 amino acids)
Source: RefSeq, a predicted model, not a curated record